Molecule: messenger RNA, 1854 nt
Organism: Penicillium olsonii
Lineage: Eukaryota; Fungi; Ascomycota; Eurotiomycetes; Eurotiales; Aspergillaceae
Source: the annotation of a GenBank genome assembly
AUGGUGUCCCCCACACGAUCAUUGAGCGCUGGAUCGCUCAUGCUGGCAUUGCUGGCCUCUCCAGUAGCGGCCCAAAGCUACAACCUUGUGGAAAAUUGGCAAGGAAAGAAUUUCCUCGAUUAUUUCAACUUCCACGUCGGGAGCGACCCGACAAACGGCUACGUGAACUAUCUCGACCAAAAAAGCGCAGAGAGCGCCGGGCUUGUCAAGGUGACGGAUUCCGGAAGUGUAUAUCUAGGUGUCGACCACACGACCAAACUGAAUCCCAAUGGAAAAGGACGUGACUCGGUUCGCAUUGGUACCAAGAAGUACUACGACAAGUCGCUGGUCAUUGCCGACAUUGCGCACAUGCCCGGCAGCGCCUGCGGUACAUGGCCCGCCUUCUGGUCAACUGGAAAAGACUGGCCCGGCGAUGGCGAGAUUGACAUUAUUGAAGGUGUCAACCUGCAAGACCACAACGAGAUUGUCAUGCACACGGCUGGCACUUGCAGCCUGACUGACACGGAUAUGACUGGAACUGUGAACGCCACGGGCUGCGGUGAAGACCUCGGCACUGUCGGCUGUGUCAUUGAGGGACACAAAGGCAGCUACGGCACAUCGUUCAACGGCCAAGGAGGUGGUGUUUAUGCUAUGGAGUGGACCUCGGAGCACCUGAAGAUCUGGUACUUCCCCCGAAACUCGAUUCCCGCCUCGAUCAAGAGCGGCAAGCCCGAUGUGACUCGCUUUGGCACCCCGAUGGCGUUGGUGAAGGAAUCAUGCGACGUGGCCAAUGCAUUCAAGACACAGUCCUUCAUCUUCGACGUCACAUUCUGUGGAGACUGGGCCGGAGGUGUGUUUGGUGACUCAGGAUGCCCGGCAACCGAUGCAGACUCCUUCAAGAGCUGCCACAACUAUGUUGCCAACCACCCCGGCGAGUUCAAGGAGUCUUACUGGGAGAUCAACUCUGUCAAGGUCUAUCAAACUGGCGUGAAGGGAAUCGCUUCAAUUUCAUCCGCCGAGUCUCAGACUACCCAAGCCGCUACCACCAUUGUCUCCAAGACCCAGCCCGCCCAAACCAAGCCCACCGAGGUCGCCACCGAAGCCAAGUCGGAGACCGCUGCCGUCGUCCAGUCUACCGAGACCACUGCCGCCGUCCAGUCCACCGAAAAUGUCCCUGCCGUGGAGACUAGCACAUCGUCCGUCGACAACGCCUCCGUCGGCAGCGUCCAGGAGCUGAACCCUUCAUCUGCCCCUGCGCCCGCCGCGACGGAACAGAGCCACGCGACCCAGGAAGCGGAGGCUGUGGCCCCGAAGAAGACUCGCACCGUCACUGCCCACGUCACUGCAACUGAAACCAUUUGCCCCGAGUCAGAGAAGUCUUCCGGCGUGGUCGUGCAAGCUACUGCCGAUCACCCCCACUCCAGCCAGGGCAACGUGCCAUCUUCCGAUGACCAAACUGCCACCCCAAUCUCGCAGCAAGCUCCCACCACCGUGCCCGCGGUCCCAGCCAACACCUCCGCCGCGUCCACCGCUGCCCCCAUCGCAAGCCCCAGCAAGCCUUCAUCGGCUGCCGUUGAGCCCACGUCAGUUGCGUCCCGAACAGGAUCAGUACCCAUCGUAGAGGUCUCCAGCUCUACCCGGAUGCACCCCACUGGCUUCCCUUCAGCGGUCGUCUCAUCCGUUCCAUACGAUCCCUCCCGGGCUCUGAUUCCCGCACCCACUGAUGCAUCCCCGGCAACUGGAUCCACAUCCGAAGUCUAUGUGCCUACCGGCUCCGAGUCUGGUGUGAGCCCCGUCUUCACUGGCGCUGCUGACCGUGUCUGCGCACAGCUUUCGGCUAUCAUGUGUGCCAUGGUCGUUGCCGUUCUUGUCUAA